GAGUGCAGUCUUUGGAGAUGCUCAAUGGCGUAAUGUGCGAUCUACGCUCCGGCACACCACUGGAGAGGAACCGAUAAGAAAUGAGCCUGUGCGCGAAUAACAAGUUAAACAGAGACAUCUCAGGUCCCGGGAACAGAAAUGAGAGCCAGGACUAUUUACUCAUGAGUGCAGACUUUUCAGAAGAAAGCCACGCCGAAUAUUAUGGAUAUUAUCAUGGAAGGAGCAAUGGUGACAGACAUGUUGCUUUACGUCAGACAAUGGCAAAAGGCAGGAGACAGGCAAUUCGCGGCCCAGCAUACAUGUUUAAUGACCGCUCCAAUAGCCUGACUCCUGAAGAGGAAAGAUUUUUGGAUGCUGCCGAAUAUGGAAACAUUCCUGUUGUGAGAAAAAUGCUGGAGGAGUGUCAUGAUCUUAAUGUAAAUUGUGUGGAUUACAUGGGACAGAAUGCACUGCAACUUGCUGUUGCCAAUGAGCACUUGGAAGUCACUGAGCUAUUACUAAAUAAAGAGAACUUGGCCAGAAUUGGGGAUGCUCUUCUUCUGGCCAUCAGCAAAGGAUAUGUCAGAAUUGUGGAAGCCCUACUGAGCCACAAGGCUUUUGCUGAAACUAAAAGGCUAACUACAAGUCCUAGCCAGGCUGAAUUACAACAUGAUGACUUCUUUGCUUAUGAUGAGGAUGGCACACGUUUCUCUCACGAUGUAACCCCUAUUAUCUUGGCAGCUCACUGCCAUGAGUAUGAGAUAGUCCACAUACUGCUACGAAAGGGAGCCCGGAUUGAAAGACCCCAUAACUAUUUUUGCAAAUGCAGUGCUUGCAGUGAUAGUCAACGGCAUGACUCUUUCAGCCAUUCCAGGUCACGAAUCAAUGCUUACAAAGGUCUGGCUAGUCCAGCAUACUUAUCCCUAUCCAGUGAAGAUCCUGUACUUGUUGCUUUGGAACUCAGUAAUGAGCUGGCUCUGUUAGCUAACAUAGAAAAGGAGUUUAAGAAUGAUUAUAAAAAGCUAUCUAUGCAAUGCAAAGAUUUUGUCGUGGGUCUUCUUGAUCUCUGUCGCAACACAGAAGAAGUUGAAGCCAUUCUGAAUGGGGACAGCGACAUAAAUCACAGCACUGGAAAAGACAACCGUCCCAGCCUUAUCCGCCUAAAACUUGCCAUUAAAUAUGAAGUUAAGAAGUUUGUAGCUCAUCCCAAUUGUCAACAACAGCUUCUUUCCAUCUGGUAUGAAAAUCUCUCAGGACUCCGUCAGCAGACAAUGGCAGUGAAAUUCUUAGUGGUUCUUGCAGUAGCCAUAGGGCUACCAUUCCUAGCUAUAAUAUACUGGGUAGCACCAAGCAGCAAGCUUGGGAAAUUAUUGCGUGUUCCUUUCCUGAAAUUUGUGGCUCAUGCUGCCUCAUUCACCAUUUUUCUUGGGUUGCUGGUUAUGAAUGCUGCUGACAGAUUUGAGGGAACCAAGAUUUUACCAAAUGAAUCUGUGACUGAUAACCCAAGGCAGAUUUUCAGAAUGAAAACAACCCGAUUCUCCUGGAUGGAGAUGCUGAUUAUUUCCUGGGUUAUUGGGAUGAUUUGGGCAGAAUGUAAAGAGAUUUGGUCACAAGGCCCACGAGAAUACCUCCAUGAACCCUGGAACUUACUUGAUUUUGGAAUGUUGGCUAUUUUUGUGGCCUCUUUUAUUGCCAGAUUCAUGGCCUUCUGGCAUGCCUGCGAAGCUCAGAGCUAUGUAGAUAAGCAUGUAAAGAACUUGGAUAAUGCCACUCUUCCCAAGGAUGUGAAGUACUAUACAUUUGCAAGAAUAAAAUGGCUUCCAUCAGAUCCGCAACUUAUCUCAGAAGGGCUUUAUGCAAUUGCAGUGGUUUUGAGUUUUUCCAGAAUUGCAUAUAUCCUACCAGCCAAUGAGAGCUUUGGACCUCUACAAAUAUCACUUGGAAGAACAGUGAAAGACAUUUUUAAAUUCAUGGUUAUAUUUAUCAUGGUUUUUGUGGCCUUUAUGAUUGGAAUGUUUAAUCUUUACUCAUACUACCUAGGAGCAAAACAAAAUGAUGCCUUUACAACAGUUGAAGAAAGUUUUAAAACACUUUUCUGGGCAAUAUUUGGAUUAUCAGAAGUUAAAUCUGUUGUGAUUAAUUAUAGCCAUAAAUUCAUUGAAAAUAUUGGCUAUGUCCUGUAUGGAGUUUACAAUGUGACCAUGGUUAUCGUCCUAUUGAAUAUGCUGAUUGCAAUGAUCAACAACUCCUUUCAAGAAAUAGAGGAUGAUGCUGACGUGGAGUGGAAAUUUGCCAGAGCUAAGUUGUGGUUUUCUUAUUUUGAGGAGGGUCGGACGCUGCCAGUGCCCUUUAAUCUUGUUCCAAGUCCCAAAUCCAUCAUCUCUUUACUUAUACGAAUAAAACAUUUUGUAGUGGUGCUGGUCCGAUGCCAUAAAGAUGAUAAGAAGGUGGAUGCUGAAUUAAAUGAGCUUGGCCAAGACAACCAAUCAAAUAGCAGAACACCAACAAUGUCCUCACGAUACCAGAAAAUCAAGAAACGACUCAUCAAACGGUAUGUGCUGAAAGCACAAAUUGAUAAAGAAAGUGAUGAAGUCAAUGAAGGAGAAUUAAAAGAAAUCAAACAAGAUAUUUCCAGUUUAAGGUACGAACUACUGGAAGAAAAAUCCCGUAACACAGAAGAUCUUGCUGAACUUAUUAGACGGUUAGGGGAGAAAUUAUCAGUGGAGCCCAAACAUCAAUGACAGAUGGAUGUAGAGACUGGCAUGUCAGAUAAAAAUUAUUUAAGCCAUAUGUUCUUUGCUUACACAUAUAAUGAUCUGUUAUAUUCUGUUUUUUUUAAACAUUUCCUCAUGUAUUAUUUUUGUUUUUUCACCUAUUUCUCAGGCAAGACACAAGCCUAAAUGUGUUAAGUAAUACAUAAGUCUGA
This is a messenger RNA of Polypterus senegalus (gray bichir), 2905 nucleotides long. It is a transcript of the gene trpc6a, whose product is annotated as transient receptor potential cation channel, subfamily C, member 6a. Bases 81 to 2720 code for a protein of 879 amino acids. Gene Ontology annotation, biological process: calcium ion transmembrane transport; manganese ion transport; regulation of cytosolic calcium ion concentration. Gene Ontology annotation, cellular component: cation channel complex; membrane. Gene Ontology annotation, molecular function: protein binding; inositol 1,4,5 trisphosphate binding; store-operated calcium channel activity. The record is from RefSeq and is a predicted model, not a curated record. Lineage: Eukaryota; Metazoa; Chordata; Cladistia; Polypteriformes; Polypteridae. The transcript is spliced from 12 exons.